Messenger RNA from Chaetomium globosum CBS 148.51, 2898 nucleotides. RefSeq lists its product as uncharacterized. The transcript has 10 exons. Bases 1 to 2898 code for a protein of 965 amino acids. Gene Ontology annotation, molecular function: DNA binding. Lineage: Eukaryota; Fungi; Ascomycota; Sordariomycetes; Sordariales; Chaetomiaceae. The record is from RefSeq and is a predicted model, not a curated record. Gene Ontology annotation, cellular component: nucleus.
AUGGAUAAUGUUCAAACCUCCUUCAGCAUUUCUCUGCGACCAGCAAUGGCAACCCGCUGUAAAGAAAGCCAGGUUAUCCUGACAAUUGAAGCUAUUCGACGAGACCAGAAACUUAGUCGCCGGAAAGCUGCAGAAAUCUACAACGUGCCCGAAGCUACGCUCCGCCACAGAAUGAACGGACGAACGCCAAAGUCCGAGUCGGGACCUGCAGCUCAUCGAUUGACAGCCAUUGAAGAGGAGGCAGUUGUUCGAUAUAUAUUGGACCUAGAUGCGCGAGGACUUCCGCCCCAUUACGCUGGUGUUGAGGAUAUGGCCAAUUUGCUACUCGCGCAACGCGACGGCGGACGUAUCGAGCUUAUUGGCGCGUGGUUCAAGCUUGUGCACAACAUGAGAGCGAAGUACGGCAUCCACGACUAUGACCUCUACAACUUCGACGAGACCGGCUUUAUGAUGGGUGUUAUCUGCGCGUCUAUGGUAGUGACACGCGCUGAUCGACGUGGAAGGGGCAAGGCAGUUCAGCCUGGCCAUAGGGAAUGGACAACGGCGAUUGAGUGCAUCAAUGGCGAAGGGUGGUGGCUCCCGCCGUUUCUGAUCGUGCAAGGCAUGUACAGUGGGGACGAAAUCGGGGCCAAAUUGACGGCCAUGCGCCAACCUGGCCAGGAACUGUCGCCUUUUGCACGUGCAGCUAUUAUAGAACUGGUCGGCCAGAGGUUCUUACACGUCGGGAGAAACGACAUCAUUCAGUUGGCAAUCCAGGCUGUCAAGGAUGGACAAUCUAUCCGUAAGGCUAGCGAGGCCUGGGGGGUCCCCUUUUCUACCCUUCAAGGCCGAGUCGUUGCCCACGCCCAACCAAAGGGUCAAUACCAAGCCCAGGUGAUGCAGAAGCUCAGCCCCGAUCCAGAAAAACACUUGGCCGAUUGGGUCCUUGCCCAAGAGGCUCUUGGGCUUCCUGUCAAGCAUAGGCAGAUCCAGACCUUCGCCAACCGCAUCCUCCAUGCCUCUGGAUCUGACCAGACUGUUGGCAAGCAUUGGCUCCAGAAGUUCAUCAACAGAUAUCCGGUUCUGAAGACGAAGAGGAACAAAAGUAUGGACAUCAAGCGGCUGAGUGGAGCUAGUAUUGAUGUGAUCAAGGCUUGGUUCCGUCUACUCGCGAUUCCGAUCAUCAAGUCGGUUGACCCGCGAAACCGUUGGAAUAUGGACGAAACGGGGAUUAUGGAGGGUAUGGGGAUCAAUGGCUUAUGUGUUGGUUCAUCGGAGACGAAGGAGGCACUUGCCCCUAUUGGCAAAAGACUCUUUCUCUGUUGUUAUUCAAAGGCUAGGAGCGAUGCCAUUACGGAAAGAAAUAUCCGUAGUGGUUGGAAAGCGUCAGGGUUAUGGCCAGUCAACGUCGACAAGCCUCUCAUGAGCCGUUUACUCUUGCCGACCCAGCCGACCCAGCCGACCCAGCCGACCCAGCCGGCUCAGCCAACUCAGCCAACUCAGCCAACUCAGCCAAGCAGUCAGGGCGUCAACAAGCCGAGCAGCCAGGAGGUUAAGACUCCAAGUCGCAGUCAAGAGGUCCACAAAUUAGUCGCUACCAACUACCGUCUAAAGCGACUCAAAACAAUAGACCCAGUAGCUCGGACUCUCUUUGCAAAGGUUGGCAAAAGUCUUGACUACACAGCUAUCCAGCUAGCUAGUCAACAACAGAGGAUUCGGGCAUUGGAAGCUGAGGUAGACAGGCUGAAGCCUAGGAAAAGGAAGAAGGUUAGGUUGGACCCUAACACCCGGUUUGCUCAAAUUGAGCAAAUAAUGCAGGCCAAAAAGGCACUUGCAGAGGAGUUGAAACCCUCGGAAGUAUCUAUCUUCACCGACGAAUCGUCAUGCCAAAACAAUUCGAGUAGCCCACUCUUCAAAAGCCGACUAGACUUCAAGGAGUUCGCCGACCGCUUGGUGUUUGUUUACGGCGAUCAGAAAACGACGUCGUUCAUCCGGCGCAUCAAGAACUCACAGCUUGAGUCUGUCGAUAUAUGGGAGCAAAAGAAAUGGAUGCUUCCUAUCCCCGCCUUCUUCCAUAUCAAGCUCAACUAUAUUGAGAUGCUGUUCCGGAUGUUCUGGGAUACCGGUACCAAGACGACCUCCUCCGCUACGAUCUCGGCCGAUGUUCAUUUCUUCCAUCGCGGCAAGAAUAUUACCAAGAAGGACAUCAAGUAUCACCAGGCGCUACCUCUUCUUAUACACGGGUAUACGGCUCGAAUCUUGGCGUUCAUCAUUGCCCAUCUGAUUGAAGAAGGCACACUGCAGGGGCCACUGUCAGUCGACGGCAUCUUGAAUGCGGUGGAGGCUAUGGACGAGGAUGACUUUGGGGGUGUAUUUGACCACAUCCUGCUGAUGAUGUACGAGGCAGUCCGUGUUGGUGAGUACGGUCUUCUUCGGGAGAUCAUUCCAAUGCUACCUGUCCUCUUCUGGGGAGGAAAAGGAUCAAACUAUGGCCCAGAGAUGCUGUAUUUCGCAUGGAUUCUACAUCCCAGCGUCGCGAAACAGACUGGUCUCGCCGAGGCCAUCCUCAAAGGCGGGUUGAUUCGCUGUACGACCGCCGGCAGUGGCUACAAAGCCAUCGACUUGUUGUUGGAGCACGUCAACGCAUCGUAUGCGCUCGACGUCAAGUUCAACAAGAACUCCACGCACGAUAUCCAGGCGACGUUCUCCCGGCUCGCGCUCAAUGGCAACUAUCUCGCAACUAUUCGCAAGUCGGUUGAAGGCGUAUUCAGAGCCAAGCAGAAGGGUACUCACACUGCGGGGGACGCGACGGCAGACAUCAUCUCAUACGCCUGCAAGCUCUACAAGGAUGGAAUUACGCGGCGCCGGACGGCCGACAUCCCACCUGCUGGCUUCGAUGCCCCGGAUAUAUACGAAUAG